This is a messenger RNA of Neoarius graeffei (lesser salmon catfish), 2336 nucleotides long. RefSeq names its product bMERB domain containing 1 (gene bmerb1). Gene Ontology annotation, cellular component: microtubule cytoskeleton. Bases 203 to 811 code for a protein of 202 amino acids. The record is from RefSeq and is a predicted model, not a curated record. NCBI's taxonomy places the organism in Eukaryota, Metazoa, Chordata, Actinopteri, Siluriformes, Ariidae. Gene Ontology annotation, biological process: negative regulation of microtubule depolymerization. The transcript has 6 exons.
CCUCGCGCGCUGUUCCCAGUCAGAAGCGUUCACGGGAAGGAGGAUGCGCGGCACCGCGCCUCGCCUCAGAGAAACCCACUCGGUUUGAACGGAACAGCAGAAGACUGAACAAAAUAAAAAUUACACCACACACACACACCGUAAACCGCGACGUUUGUUUCGAGAGUUAAACACAAACAAACACCACAAACCAGCGGUUGUUAUGGAAUUAAAGAAGUCCAUCGUGGACAACGAGAGGAGCUACGGCGCUGUGCGCGAGACCAAAUGGAGCAAAGAGGAAGGUCAGAUGGAUGUGUCCAUGGCUGAGAGCUCCAUGACUCCAGAUGAGAUUGAGAUGGAGAUGGCCAGGAUCCAGAGGCUCAGGGAGGUGCUUGUCAGAAGGGAGUCCGAGCUCCGUUUUAUGAUGGACGAUAUUCAGCUGUGUAAAGACAUCAUGGCUCUGAAGCAGGAGCUGCGCAAGAUUGUGGCCGUGCCAGAGAAAGAGAAGAGUAAGAAGCACCAACAGAAGGAGGAAGAGCUGAUUCAGAAGAUCCAUAAGCUGGUGGAAAAGAGGGAUUUCCUAGUGGAUGACGCAGAGGUGGAGAGAUUGAGGGAGCAGGAAGAGGACAAAGAGAUGGCAGAGUUCCUCAGACUCAAGCUCAUGCCGCUGGACAAACUGGCCAGUCUCACACAGAGUGAGUUGCUGAAUCAGGGUCCUCCAAAAGUGAAGAAGCAGACCCCAGAACCUCCACCAAACAAACCAUCCAUUACCAAGAGCAGCGUAGCCAUCAUAAAGGACUGCUGUGGAGCCACACAGUGUGCCAUCAUGUAAAAGUUCUCCAUAGUACAGUUAAUACGUUUCAGGAAAAAACAAAACACUCUCUUACUUGGGGUUGAUCAGGUUUGCUAUAGAUUUUUUUUUUCCUCCUUUUGUCUUUGCAUAGCAGGUGUAGUGCCAUUCAUUUUAGACGUGCCGUGGCUCAUCUAAUACAUUAUUUUCUCUGCAUUAAAACAUUUUUAUUGCUGUAUAUAAACCCAAGAUGAUGUCCAUUGGCUCAAAUUUGAAACAAGAUGUUCUAGAUGCACAAAGCCACAGAGGUUCUAGAAUCCUCUGCAGUCAGGAGCUGAAGCUCGAGGUCUUGAACUCCUUUUAGAAUCAAAGAAUUCCUGAACCCACUUUUGCAAGGAUCUGAAGCUCUACUGCAUUCUGGAAAGACAUCUAGAAUCGUAGAGAAUUCUAGAAUCCACUUGAGUAAGGAUCUGUUGCCUUGAUCAAUGCGUUUCACAGACAACUGAAUAUGGUGCAUAGCUGCCCUUUUUCACCACAAAAAUGUCUGCUCCAUUUCAUCUCUAAAGAGCUGGUGGACUGGAACGGAGUUUCUUCAAUAUCAGGGAUCUGGGACAGGGACUUUUCAUUGCUAUGGCAACAACUCAAGUUUGAUACAUGAAGGUCACAAGAGAAACAGAACGAUGUAGAGCUUUAUAUGAAGUUGCACCAAUACUGUGCUUAUUUAUUUGCAAGAAAAAAAAAUGUUCAGGUACUAAUGGUCAGGAAAUGGCAGCAAGCUGGAUGAAUUUGAUGAUUAGUAAGCAAAGCAAGACAGACUGCAAACUGUGCUCAGUGCAUGUGGUCUUAAAAGUCGUAUGCAAGAAGAGAAGAGAAAAGGAUGGAUGUUCAAUAGGAAACCCUUAUUGAUACCAUCAUUUUAGUCCAGCAUUUUAAAUCAGCUGCCCCAGUAAAAAGAUUUGUGAUAACUUGCAUGUUUUUCUUCAUAGAAGAGCUCUACAAGCACAAUUGGUUCUGAGCCAGGACAUUACUUGUGUUAAAAGUUAAUAACGGGUACACACAGAUCUGGAGUACUGUACAUUUCAGUACUCAUUACAGUCAAACGUCCACCACUGAUCUGAAAAAUUACUUCUCACUGCACCAUUUUUACUCCUAAAAAUGACCUGUAUACUUUCCAGCAACCCCCCCCCAAAAAAAAACCCUGCAAUUUUUUCCAUCAUCUCUCAUGCAGUUGCUGUGAUUCUGAUCCAAAUGUUGAAACUCGAGUGGUCCCAAGCGUCAACCAUGUCAGAUUUAGUUGUCUUGCCUGCGAACAGAAGUCUUUCACAAACACAGGGUGUUAAAUGUUAUUUUCUUGCUUGCAAGCUCUUUAUGUUGUUGCUGUACUCAAACACAUUUGUUUAGUGUUUAUGAGCAUUUUCAUCACACUGCAAAUUUCAGGAACGUUACAGAAAACUAAUCUUCCCUUCCUGAGGUUUUACACUGGUUCGUUAUCUCGGUCAAGCGUGAAUAAAUACAAACCCUUCACAUUAUUUGUAAAUAUGUGUUCCAAUAAAAGCAUCUUUCUGGA